Penicillium malachiteum is the source of this 618-nucleotide messenger RNA. RefSeq names its product autophagy-related protein 101. The record is from RefSeq and is a predicted model, not a curated record. Lineage: Eukaryota; Fungi; Ascomycota; Eurotiomycetes; Eurotiales; Aspergillaceae. Gene Ontology annotation, cellular component: phagophore assembly site. Gene Ontology annotation, biological process: autophagosome assembly; autophagy. The transcript is spliced from 3 exons. The coding region runs from base 1 to 618 and encodes 205 amino acids.
AUGGAGCCCCGCAAAACCCCUCCAGAGUACUUCCUGGAGAUCUUCGCCGACACCACCUCAGUGCACGAUGUAUUGAAAGGUGUUCUGAACCUCAUCUUCUUCCACCGCUAUUUCCCCUCUAUUCGCCCUGUUACCUUUGAGGUUCUUGAUUUCACCUUACCAGCGAUUAAUGAUGCGGAUCUGGAAACUCUGAUUGAGUCCCGUGUCAGUACCCUUGUUCGGAAUCAUCUUUCUUCUGCUGCGGAGACCGAGGAUGGGAAGAAUGGCAGCGGUGGAGGUGUACGGGCACGAAUUGCAGUAGAGUUCUAUGAGAAGAAGAGACGUCGCUCCGGACUUUGGUUCGGCGGGUUGGCUGGGAAGGGAGAGGAGGAGGUCUGUUGGGAGAUUUGGACGCUGGAUGUUACCAUUGCGACGCCACGAACUGAGUCUGAGAGAUCUAAGGUCUGGAAAGCGAUGAAUAACAUGCUUCACAAAGCCGCCCUUAAGAUUCUGGCCAUUGUGAAUCGCGACAAGGAUCAUAUCCCGCCUAUCACCACUACCGAUUCGAACCCUUUUCCCUACCGCAUUGUUGUUAACCCUCGGACUGAUAGCUGGGGCAAUCGCAUUGGCUUUUAUUAA